AUGGGUAAAACCCGCACCUUCGUCGCGAUCGAAGCCGAUGACGCCCUCCGCCGCCGCGCCAGUGGGCUGAUUGGCCGACUCCGCCCGCACCUCGGCGGCGCCCGCUGGGUGAGCGAGGAGAAUCUUCAUCUAACCCUCAUGUUUCUCGGCGAGCUGUCGGACACCGAGAUCACCGAGGUCUGCAGCCGGACCGAGUGGGUCGCCCGAGCGAACGGGCCCUUCUCGCUCCGCGUUGCGGGUGUUGGCGCCUUCCCCGACGCCCAGCGCCCGCGAGCGGUCUGGCUGGGAGCUCGGGAGGGCGGAGAGGCCGUUUGCCGGCUGCAAGCGGACCUGGACGACGCCCUGAGUGACUUGGCGCAGCGGGGUGAGAAUAGGGGGUUUGUCCCCCACUGGACGCUGGCCCGCCUGCCGCGCGGCGCGGGUGGCGGUUCUCCGCAUCUGGUGAGCGUCCUGGAGGGCCUUGCCGAUUACGACGCCGGCGAGUUGGCGGUGGACCAAGUCGUUGUCUAUUCCAGCGAACUCUACCGGGGUGGUCCGGAGUACUACCCCCUGGCGACGUGUCCGCUGGGGAUGGAAGGAGGGGCCCGGUCGCCGCCGGGCCGAAGCCCGAUGGUCGCCACCGCCACGCUUAACGGUUCCGCUGCCAAGACUACCGACAGCGCCGCCGCCACCAAGAACGCCCCCGCUUCGAAGAACACCUCGAUGGCUAAAAAAUCCGCCGCUAAGAAGGGCAAUUCCAAAGAGAAAGGCCCGAAAGCCGACGCCAAGAAGUCGGUCAUGGACCUUGUCCUGGAGAACAGCGACGACCUGCGUCACACCGUCGCCGCGAUCGAGAAGCAGUUCGGCGAGGGCGCCAUCAUGCCCCUCGGCGCCGAUUCGGACCGCCGGAUCAACGGCAUCUCGACGCAGAGCCUGUCGCUGGACAUGGCCCUCGGCGGCCAAGGCAUCCCCGAAGGCCGGAUCAUCGAGGUUUUCGGCCCCGAAUCGAGCGGCAAGACGACCCUCGCCCUGCACGUGCACGCCCUCGACCCCAGCUGGGCGAAGAAGCUCGGCGUGGACCUCGAGACGCUGUUGGUCAGCCAGCCGAGCCACGGCGAAGAGGCGAUGCACAUCACCGAGAUGCUCGUGAAGAGCAACGCGGUCGAUGUGAUCGUCAUCGACUCGGUCGCGGCCCUGGUGCCCAAGAAGGAACUCGACGGCGAGAUCGGGGACUCGCACGUCGGCCUCCAGGCCCGGCUCAUGAGCCAGUCGAUGCGGAAGCUCACCGGCGCCAUCUCCAAGAGCAAGUGCGCG
Molecule: messenger RNA, 1293 nt
Organism: Symbiodinium sp. CCMP2456
Lineage: Eukaryota; Dinophyceae; Suessiales; Symbiodiniaceae
Source: the annotation of a GenBank genome assembly